UGCUACAGGUCUCACUGCUGCUGUCAGCUUGGAGAUAACAUGUGGCUCUUAAUAGCUCUGCUCCUUUGGGUUCCAGUUGGUGGGCAAGUGGAUCCCACAAAGGCAGUGAUCACACUGCAACCUCCAUGGGUCAGUAUGUUCGAAGAAGAGGAUGUAACCUUAUGGUGUGAGGGACCCCGUCUGUCUGGGGACAGCUCUACACAGUGGUUUCUCAACGGCACAGCCAUUGAGACCUUGACCCCUAGAUACAGAAUUGCUGCUGCCACUGUCAAUGACAGUGGUGAAUACAGGUGCCAGACAGGUCUCUCAGUGCCAAGUGACCCUGUACAGCUGGAAAUCCACAGAGAUUGGCUACUACUCCAGGUGUCUAGCAGAAUCUUCACCGAGGGGGAACCUCUGGCCUUGAGGUGUCAUGGAUGGAAGAAUAAGCUGGUGUACAAUGUACUUUUCUACCGAGACGGCAAAGCCUUUAAGUUUUCUCCUCGAGAUUCUGAAUUCACCAUUCUGAAAACCAACCUGAGUCACAGUGGCGUCUAUCACUGCUCAGGCAUGGGAAGGCAUCGCUUCGUAUCAGCAGGAGUAUCUAUCACUGUAAAAGAGCUAUUUACAGAGCCAGUGCUGAGAGCAUCCUUGCCAUUCCCCCUCCUCGAGGGGAAUACGGUCAACCUGAGCUGUGAAACAGAGUUGCUCCUGCGGAGGCCUGGUCUGCGGCUUUACUUCUCCUUCCACAUGGGCAGCAGGACCCUGAGGAGCAGGAACACAUCCUCUGAAUACCAGAUACUUACUGCUAAAAGAGAAGAUUCCGGGUUGCACUGGUGUGAGGCUGCCACAGAAGAUGGCAGCGUCGUCAAGCGCAGCCCUGAGUUGAAGCUUCAGGUGGUCGGCCCCCAGUUGCCAGCUCCUGUCUGGUUUCAUGUCCUUUUCUAUCUGACAGUAGGAGUAAUAUUUUUGGUGGACACUGCCUUCUGUAUGAUGAUACAUAAGGAACUGCAAAGAAAGAAAAAGUGGAAUUUAGACAUCUCUUUGGACUCUGGUCAUGAGAAGAAGCUAACUUCCUACCUUCAAAAAGAUAGUCACUUAGAAGAGCUGAAAUGUCAGGACUGAGAAGAGCAGCAGCAAGAAAGGACGCACCAGGAGACCCUCCGGGAGGAGGGCGGCGACUCAGCGUCCACAGACGUGACAGCCGCACACCUUCCUCUCUGUGUUAGUGCCGGGCACUGA
Molecule: messenger RNA, 1221 nt
Organism: Camelus dromedarius (Arabian camel)
Lineage: Eukaryota; Metazoa; Chordata; Mammalia; Artiodactyla; Camelidae
Gene: FCGR1A
Product: Fc gamma receptor Ia
Exons: 6
Biological process (GO): cell surface receptor signaling pathway
Cellular component (GO): plasma membrane
Molecular function (GO): transmembrane signaling receptor activity
Source: RefSeq, a predicted model, not a curated record